AUGACGAUACAUGGAGCCUUUGGGCAUACGACCUCUGAUGGUCCGGGCGACACUUUGCCCGGAACUGCGGAAGCAGAUCCCCCUGCCUCAACCCAGACGGCUGAGGUGCUUUCCACGGAUGGGCCGCCCUCUUCUUUGCCUACACCUACCCUGGAGGAGGCGGAGGACUUCAACUAUGUGCCGUGGAACUUUUCGCAGCUCACCGAGGCGGAACUCUGGCAGGCGUCCGCAUUUUUCGAAGAUUGGUUGGGAUACGACAGGCAAGAGUGGCUCGACUUUUGGAUCACUUUGCGGCAUUCCCAAGGGACUUCAUCUACUUUGCACCCUGCUUCGGAUGGUGCUGAUGGGUCCACUACGGAUGCUCCCCCAGAUCCUUUGCCGUCCACGACUUCUACAGAUUCGUCCCCUCCUUUACCUUCGUCGGCAGCUUCGGGGAAUGCCACAACACAGGACGGCAGUUCUUUGCCGCAAGCCUCGGCAUCAGCAAGCGGCGAUCGGCCGCGUACUUUGCCUCACAACCAGCGCAUAUUCCGCACGGAGUGGGGCGAAGAUCAGUUGAUCCAACGGGCAACGGUAUUUUGGUGCCGAGAGGGCUGCACCAGUGAUGGAUUCUUUAUCCCCGAGAUCUACGGUGCAGCAGUUGGCCACAGCUUUGCAGUUGUCGAUCCCAGUCUCGAUGCUUUUCUCACGGCCAAAGGGUGGUCGCCGGACGCUGAAGAGAUUCCGGUCAUCAGAAUGUUGUGGGUGCAAGCACAUAAAGUCUGCGUGACUUUGAGAAAGCAUAUCCCUCUGAAGUUCUUGAUGACACCAACUUCCCGAGUGCACGCCUACUUUCCCUUGCUUACACUCAAAGGCAAAUCGGACUGGAAAUUCAUUCCUUGGAAGCACAGACUUUCGAAACUUCAGGAGGAGGACUAUCACUCGGCUCGUCCCAAGAAGAUGGCGAAAUUUGAGAGCUUUACAGACGUCCUUUACGACGACGUGCCCUCACGCAACAUCGGUGAGAACAUGGGGCUGUACGGGAUCAGCAAUUUACUUUCCAUACAUUCCAACGCCAUUGCACUCGCGGACAUUGCCCAUCUCGCUACUUUACGUGCCUAUGAGCGUAAGUUCUUGAAACAUGUCCAAGCCCGAACAGAUCCCACUUUGCGUCCACCGAACGCACAGGAGUGCGAAGCGGCUGAUCGACGAUGUUGGGAGGUCGUCGGUCAGCUCAGGCAGGAGGGUUGGUCGGUUGAUGAUGCUUUGCAUGAGUUCACUGAUGUUCGCGCGGAGCUCGUUGCUUUGCUCGCUCCCCGUCUUGCUCCUUUCAAAGGGAAGAAAGGAGAUGGCAAGGGCGGAAAAGAACCCUGGAAGGGCCAGCCCCACAAAGGGGGUAAGGCCACGGGGGGCAAAGGCGGUGCAGGUGCUGGAAAGGGCAGGUCGAACUUUACCAAGGGCACCCAUGCGUUUGAGUGGGCGAGCAAGGCGAAGAUCAAUGGGGAGCAGAAGGUACUUUGCAUGGCAUACAGUACCCACAAAGGUUGUACGUCUGCCAAUUGCAAGUUUGAGCACCUUUGCCCCGUGAUCUUGGAAAAUGGUAAGAUUUGCCUUCAGAAGCACCCUGCUUACCAGCACGCACAGAAGGCAGGCUCUUGA
Molecule: messenger RNA, 1638 nt
Organism: Symbiodinium sp. CCMP2592
Lineage: Eukaryota; Dinophyceae; Suessiales; Symbiodiniaceae
Source: the annotation of a GenBank genome assembly